AUGUCUGAAUUAAAAUCUGCAUAUUCAAAUAUCAAUACCUUAAAACCAUUUUACGCGCCAGGUGGUGGUAUAGCAUCUAUAUCAUCUAAUGGUGAAUUUUUAGCUGCAAGUGUUUUAGACCAAGUUAAUAUUUUGCAAAUUGAUAUUAACCAAACUGAUAGAUCUAUUAAAUUAUAUGAAAGCAUUGAAAAUGAAGACGAACAAGAAAUCACUUGUUUACAAGUUACACCUGAUGGGUCAAAAUUAUGCUUUGUAAACCAAGCACAAUUGAUAACUAUCUUUGAUAUUAAACAAAGUAAAAUUGUGAAAAAUUUUAAAGUUAGUUCACCAAGCUAUGUUAUGGCCUGUGAUGAACUGACUUCCAAUAUUUUAGCCAUUGGUGGUACCGACGGUUCUAUCACCAUUUAUGAUCUAAACAACGGCUAUAUCACACAUUCUUUGAAAGGUCAUGGAGGCACUAUUUCUAGUUUAAAGAUUUAUGGAGAGUUAGAUAGUGAACAUUGGUUUUUACUUAGUGGUGAUACUAAUGGUGUCAUCAAAGUUUGGGAUUUAAUUAAAAGUAAGUGCCUGCAUACUAUGAACGAACAUACCAGUGCAAUUAGGGGUUUGGAUAUGACCGCAAAUAAGGAUUCUAACGGCAUUAAUACAACAUCAUGGAAAUUAAUCAGUGGUGGAAGAGAUAAUGUUAUCAAUCACUUUACCUUCACUAGGCGUAAAUAUAAGUUGGAAUUGACGAUUCCAGUCCAUCAGCAAAUUGAAGCAUGCGGGUAUUUGGCAAAUCCUGAAUAUUGUUAUGCUGCAGGUGGUGAAGCUAUUUUCCAAAUUUUCGAUUCAAAAACAGGGAAAGUUGUUAAGAAAACAGUUAAACCUUUGGAAGAGUUAUUUAUUGUUGGUGUUUUACCAAUAAAUUCUAAAAAGGAUUUUUAUUUGGUUUUAUCUGAUCAGUCCUUAUUUAGGCUUGUUGAUCUCGAUGAUGAGUAUUUUAUGACGAAAAAUGAAGAGGAUAAUGAAAUACUAAUUGAUUGGAAAAUUGCAGGUAAUCAUGGUACGAUUGCCGAUAUGAAAUUGGUUGGCCCCAAAUUAAAUAAGUUGGCUUUGGCCACAAAUUCUCCCACAUUGAGAAUCAUUCCAACACCGCCAUUAUCAUCAUCGGACAAUGAAUCUAUCAUUAAGUUAGAUAACUUAUAUGAGGUGGAAAUGUACGAGGGGCAUUCUGACUUAUUGAACACAUUAGAUUGUACAGAGGAUGGACAAUGGAUUGCUACUGCAUCAAAGGAUAGUAGUGCUAUAUUAUGGAAAUAUGAUGAAGAGUACGAAAUUUUCAAACAAUAUGCUCGAUUUGAAGGACAUGCUGGUUCAGUUACUGCUAUUGGGUUGCCCAAUGCUGUGACUAGUGGUGCUGUUCCAUCAUUUUUAAUUACUGCUUCUAAUGACUUAACAAUCAAAAAAUGGAAGAUCCCCCUAAGUAAAGAAGAUGAAAUAAUUGUUAUUAAGAAUAGUGAAUAUACAAGAAAAGCACAUGAUAAAGACAUUAAUGCAUUAGACAUAUCACCCAAUGAUUCGAUAUUUGCGACUGCGUCCUAUGACAAGACGUGUAAAAUUUGGAAUAUAGAUGAUGGCGAAUUAGUUGCCAGCCUAAGUAACCACAAGAGAGGGUUAUGGGAUGUUAAAUUUUGUCAAUACGAUAAGAUUCUGGCCACGUGCUCGGGUGACAAAACUAUCAAAUUAUGGUCUCUAGAUAAUUACACUGUAAUGAAAACAUUGGAAGGACAUACUAAUGCGGUCCAAAGAUGUGAAUUUAUUAAUAAAAACAAGCAAGUAGUUAGCAGUGGUGCUGAUGGUUUGGUUAAGAUUUGGGAUUUAGCCGAGGGUGAGUGUUUGAAAACUUUGGAUGGACAUUCAAAUAGAAUAUGGUCUUUGUGUGUUAAAAAUGACGGUGAGGAGAUAAUUAGUGCUGAUGCGGAUGGUGUUUUUCAAUUUUGGAAGGAUAAUAGUAUAGAAGAAGAGUUGCGUAACUUGGAGGAAGAAAAAUUGAAAAUUGAACAAGAACAAUCAUUAACUAACUAUUUAAGGACUGGAGAUUGGGUUAAUGCAUUUUUGUUGGCUAUGAGGUUAGAUCAUCCAAUGAGAUUGUAUAAUGUGUUGAAUCAAUGUUUAAUCUCUGCAAAUGACAGUGACGAUGAGUACAUUUUUAAUAAGGAUGUAGAUGCUGUUAUUAGUACAUUGGAUAAGGAUCAAUUGAUUACUUUGAUGAAAAGAUGUAGGGAUUGGAACACUAAUGCAAGAACACAUUUAGUGGCCACUAAAGUGAUUAAAUGUAUUAUUAAGACCCAUAACAUUAACAAACUAAGUGAACUUCCAAAUAUGAUGAAGUUAAUUAAUUCUAUAAUACCAUAUACUCAAAGACAUUACACAAGAAUGGAUAAUUUAGUGGAGCAAAGUUAUAUUUUGGAUUAUGCAUUGAUUGAAAUGGAUAGAUUGUUAUAA
Molecule: messenger RNA, 2487 nt
Organism: Saccharomycodes ludwigii
Lineage: Eukaryota; Fungi; Ascomycota; Saccharomycetes; Saccharomycodales; Saccharomycodaceae
Gene: UTP13
Product: U3 snoRNA-associated protein UTP13
Exons: 1
Coding region: 1-2487 (828 amino acids)
Biological process (GO): endonucleolytic cleavage to generate mature 5'-end of SSU-rRNA from (SSU-rRNA, 5.8S rRNA, LSU-rRNA); endonucleolytic cleavage in 5'-ETS of tricistronic rRNA transcript (SSU-rRNA, 5.8S rRNA, LSU-rRNA)
Cellular component (GO): nucleolus; small-subunit processome; 90S preribosome
Molecular function (GO): protein binding; U3 snoRNA binding
Source: RefSeq, a predicted model, not a curated record